UGUUUAAAACAUAGAGGAAUCAUAUAUCGUAGCUGCCGUAAAACAACUAAGUUGGUGUCUUGUUUUAUAUGAGCAUUCGGAUAAAUAUGUUUUUUGAACUCAUUUUUGGAAUUCUUUUUGUAGAAACGGAUCAAUAUCCGAAAAUAGAUAAUUUGCCUCACUAUCUAUUUUCAUUAAAAGAAUAUCCUGAACAAGACUCAAAACCGAUGGCCGAUAUUUUACAGGAAGCGUUACAAACACAAUUUCGACGAAAGGAUUUAACGUGUAGCUCAUUAUCACGUAGUAUAGCAAAUUGUAUUUGCUCCACCUAUCAGAUGUUUGACAACAUCGGCAAACUAUCUAUUGAUAGAAAAACUGGUGAUAAAAGUUAUGAAAGUGUAGCGGUUUCAACACCGACGUUGCGUCAUUCAUUUUAUUACAUAAUAAGUCGUCAUCAAAAUUUGCAAAGUUUUCCAAGUAAUAUCUGUGAAUUUCCGGAAAUUGCAUAUUUGGAUUUGUCCUACAACAAAAUAACAGAAAUUGAUCUUGUGCCAUGUAUUACAUUCUUAGAUACAUUCAUACUCCAACAUAACCUAGUAGAGUACCUGAAUAAUAUAACAUUUUUGCACUUGAGAUUCAUUCGUGUAAUUGACUUGUCUCAUAACAGACUAAAAUAUAUCGAACCUGGAUUUUUAAUGAACGUUAAUGGAAGUUUGUUUAAAUUUGAUGUUUCAUACAAUUAUCUAACUACGCUUGACAUAACAAAUAUAUUAUGGAAACAGCUCAUCUUUUGUAAGGCAAAUUUUUCAAAUAACUUUAUAAGCUCUAUAACAAACGAAUUAAAUUGGAAAAGUCAAGAUAAUUCCGAGUUUUCUUAUUUUGGAGUCCUGGAUGGGUCGCAUAACAAUUUAUCAUACUUUUCAAUUUUUAAUGACAAUGGACUUAAUGUUAGACAUGCAGGAAAAUUAAGUGGCUGGUGGAUAUAUGUGACGGGAAAUCAGUGGAUUUGUGAUUGCAGACUUUACCCGUUUGCUAAGCUAUCUGAAUUGCUUGUCAAAAACUUUCACAGAUUGAAUUUUUAUAUGACUUGUGAUUCUCCUGCAAAGAUGAAGAUGAGGAAAUUGUUCGACAUCAUCAAAAAUUCUGAUCUUGAUCAAUUAAUUUGUAACUUGUCAUUAUCCGACCGAUGUCCACCACAAUGCCGUUGUUUUUAUCAACCUGCUAUAGACAACAGAACAAUAGUUGAUUGUUCUGGGUCUGGACUCACACGAAUUCCGUCAGCUCUGCCUUUGUAUGACCAUCUUCAAAUAGAUUUCACAAACAAUAGCAUACGACAUUUAGAAAGGAUAGCACAGUUUGGGUUGCAAAUGGUUGAAAGGAUAACGAAACUGGAUCUUUCAAACAACCAAAUAAUAGCCAUUUCAGAUCUCGUCCUAGAUCGUUUUAGAAAAAUACAACUGGUUAAUAUAACAAGCAAUGCGAUAAAACGGAUUCCAAGGUCAUUACAGAUGCUGAAGCCAUGUCAGAUUGCCUUAGGACAAAUCAUUAUGAAAUGUGAAUGCCAGGAUCUUUGGUUAAAGAUAUGGUUACCGUUAGAAUACCAAAGUUGUACUGGAAACACACAAAUUGUAUGCGACCAUAAUGGUGUACUACGUCCUAUUACUGAAAUGAAUAAAGUAGAUCUUGGAUGUUCUGAGGCAAAUAACAAUGCUUCGUUGUUAAACAUGUCGAUAUGUUCAGCAUUUGCUGCAGUGAUCAUAAUAGCAUCGAUUUUAUUCAAGCUUCGGUCUGAAUGUUUUAUAUUAACACGAUCUAUAUUCAACUUUGUAAAGAAGCCAGUAGCGCCAAACUGUAUAAAACACGACAUAUAUAUUUCUGCAAAUGAGGAUGAUCCACUAGUCCGGAAAUGGUUGUUAACUUCCUUGGUCCCUUAUCUUGAGGGAAAAGGGUUCGAUGUGUUUUUGUUUUUUAGGGACAGUGCAUUCGGAGCUCCUCGGGAACAACAGACGAUUGACGUCAUGUCCAAAAGUCGAAAUUUUAUAAUACUUCUUAGUGACAUUACCAAUGGCACUCAGGAAUGGAAUAAGAAAGAAUGGAAAUAUGCUUGGAAUUAUUACAAAUGUGACUUAAGUCGGAACCUUAUUGUCAUCAAUUACGAUUUCGUAAAAUGCGAUGACACUGUAAAGAAGUUCUUUCGAGGAUUUUUUACUUUAAAAAAGGUCAUUAACUUCUCGAAUUUUGAAAAUAAGAUUGAAGAAGAUAUUUGUACAUUACUGAAAUGAGAAACGUAUUUGUAACUGACGAAUUACCGUUUCAUUUACGAAAAAACGAACUGUUAAUAGAUUUGUAAUGCUUUAUUGUAUUAACAUAAUAAUCCCUUUGAUACAAAUGAGGUCAUAGAUACUCCAGUAACAAUAGUAAAAAAGGAAAUGGCAAUUCCUUGGCAAA
Molecule: messenger RNA, 2427 nt
Organism: Mytilus trossulus (common blue mussel)
Lineage: Eukaryota; Metazoa; Mollusca; Bivalvia; Mytilida; Mytilidae
Exons: 1
Coding region: 69-2261 (730 amino acids)
Biological process (GO): signal transduction
Cellular component (GO): extracellular matrix
Molecular function (GO): protein binding
Source: RefSeq, a predicted model, not a curated record